AAAUCAAAGAUGGUGGCCGUCACAUAAACACUGCGUGUGUCGUAGAGAUAGUGGGAGCAAAAAUGGCGAUUCCUCAACGACGAAGAAAGUCUUAGUUUUUAAGAAGAAGAGCAAUACAAGUCAGCGGACAUGAAGGACGCCCAGCGACUUGCGGAGGUAGUGCAGAAGCACCGUGUGCUGCUGGUAGCGGAGCUGGAGCUGACCAAGGUGCUUCAGGAGCUGAAGGGACACGAGCUGCUGACCAAACGGGCUCUCAAAAACAUAGAGGGCGCCGCCUCCCGCCAGCGUCAGAAUGAGGCGUUUCUCCAGGCCUUGUUGGAGGCGGGACCGAACGCCUUCCACACGUUCUGUGACGCCCUGGUACGGACCAAUCAGAGUCGACUGGAGGGCGUGCUGAGGGCGGAGUCUCCGGCGGGGUCGUCUGGCAGCCUGACCAACGGGGUGGACUCACACGGAGGUUCAGAAGACGAGAAAGUUCGCACGACCGACUCCCUAGAAGACACAGAGUACAGCUCGGCUAGAAGGCGCUCGUCGACUGCUAGUGACUCCAGCGGCAGGUACCAGUCCAUUCAAAUCCCGCGAGAUCUCAGCGACUUGACCGGAAGUACGUCAUCGUCGCUCCAGAUCACCCCGAUCGAUGAGGUGUACCUGGAGCAGGCUGAGGACGGCUCAACAACUCCCUCUAGCGGACGCAGGUCAGUCUUCAGUGAAAAUGAGGUCCUCAGGCGAGAUAACCUGGAACUGCAGCGGCAGCGGGACCUGCUGAACCGGGAGAUCCAGCGGUUGAUGGACGAGAACCGACGGAUAAAGGAGGACCGAGACGGCAUCAGACGGGAAAAGGACAAGUUUUGUUCCAAGGAGUACGACGCGGUAGAGAAGCUGAGAGAGCUGAAGGACACGUACCAACAGCUGAAGGAAACAUAUGACACGCUGCGCCGCAAACAGAACAACGUCGAGUUCAAGGCCAGGAAAAACGGCAAGGUUAACAACGAACUUCGGCGGAAGCUGGCGAAGCUGGAGGCCAAGUUUAAGGAGAUGGUUCGUGACGCCACGGACCGAGGCGUGCAGACCGAGCACAGCGAGAAGGACGUGUUCGAGCAGAUCAAACGGGCCGAGAGGAAACUACGGGACUCUUUGGACCAGCAGAGCCGACUGGAGACCCAGAUGAAGGAGUCGGAAGCGGACAAGGAGAAGUUCCGGCAGACCGGGAACGCCAAACACCGCGAACUGCUGAAGGCCGAGAGGAAAACCAAACGGCAGGACGACAUCAUCCGGGCACUUACACGGGAGAAGACGGAGAUGGAGGACAGGCUCAAGAGAAUGGCGGCGCAGGUGGAGUAUUACAGAAAUGAGUGCAAAAAGCAGAAGGACAAAUCUAUCAUGCGGCACGACAGCCAUUCAAGAAUGAUCUUCACCGAGGCCAGCGGAAUCAAAUUUCACCAGGAGACUAACAGGUCCGUGCUGAAGCCUAGCAACUGGCACGCCUCUCACUCAGGCCCGCACAAAUCUACGCAUGCGCACGGGCAGGCGCACUCCGCUCCUGCUCAUGGCCACAACGCCGCUCCCAACUCACCACCGCUUCAACCAAAGGACACUGGUUCGGAGCUCACGAAGGGAAGCUCACCCGUGGACGCCACGGAUGAAAAAAGCAAGUCCCCGUCGGCCAAGAAGUCUGUACGAUUCUCGGAACACAAUGAAACAUUCCAUAUAGAUACGCCGCAAUCUUCACCUAAAGUUACGCCCAGACAACCGGGAGAAGCAGUGAAUGGUGUCACUAAACCGCCCAUAUCUGCUGGACAACCCAAACUGAGCCACAGUAACUCAUUUUCCAAACCAGCAGCUACCAGUUCGAAUCCAUAUGGAAGACCGGCGACGGCGACUCAAAGUGGUCACUCCUCUAUAAGUCCGCCAGGGGGCGCAAGUGGACUGAACGGAAUAGGUGCAGCAAAACCGGUUACUCCAACAGGGAAUCCUUACGGAAAAUCAGCUUCAGCAGGCUCCACUCCAAGAACGAACAUGUUUAGUAAGCCGGCGUCAGCGAGUACUAUACCUGGAAAGGGGGCUAGUAGACUAGCGUCGAAAACUUCAACAGCGACCUCUAGCGGUUACGGACAGAACCGCCCCUCAACGGCUGCAUCGAAUGGUGGAACGCCCAAACCUUCUAGUGCUAAAAACGUUUCUUCUAUACAAAACAGGAAAGGCAAUGGGUGAUA
Branchiostoma floridae (Florida lancelet) is the source of this 2213-nucleotide messenger RNA. Its product is annotated as rootletin-like. Lineage: Eukaryota; Metazoa; Chordata; Leptocardii; Amphioxiformes; Branchiostomatidae. Gene Ontology annotation, molecular function: death domain binding; protease binding. The record is from RefSeq and is a predicted model, not a curated record. The transcript is spliced from 11 exons. Bases 130 to 2211 code for a protein of 693 amino acids. Gene Ontology annotation, biological process: regulation of apoptotic process.